Messenger RNA from Hemicordylus capensis (graceful crag lizard), 1037 nucleotides. RefSeq names its product family with sequence similarity 167 member B (gene FAM167B). The record is from RefSeq and is a predicted model, not a curated record. Bases 208 to 777 code for a protein of 189 amino acids. Lineage: Eukaryota; Metazoa; Chordata; Lepidosauria; Squamata; Cordylidae. The transcript has 2 exons.
GCCCUCCAUUAACCUCUGGAUAAUUAGAGUUCCUGCCUUUUUUCCUUUCUUUUUAGAAAAGAAUUCCAAGGCUUGAUUGUUCCCAGAAUAAACAGCUUUCGUCUAUGCACGCAAACAUACACGCACACACACACAGAGAGCGGACACAGAGAGCGCGUGAGUCAGUUGGGCGCCUGCGGGGAAGCUCUCUGCCGGCUCACCUCCGCCAUGGCUUUGGUGAAGUUCAAGGAGCUGCUGGCAGAGGAGGACUCGAACUCGGAGGAGGAGAGCCUGGACAGCGUCAAGGCCUUGACGGCCAAGCUGAAGCUGCAGACCCGGCGCCCUUCCUACCUGGAAUGGAAAGCACGUGUGCAGAGCCCCUCCUGGAGGAACGGCCUGAAGGAGGGGGCCCUCCGGACCCUGCAGGAGAAGCAGGCUGGAGAGGCGGCCACCGAGAAGGCCCCCCUGCCCUUGAGAACCAUUUGUGGGUUCCCUACCAUUGACGAUGCCUUGGAGUGGCUCAGAAGGGAGCUGAGAGAGAUGCAGGCCCUGGAUCACCAGUUGGCCCGGCAGCUGAUGAGUCUGCGUGGUCAGAUCCACCGACUGAAGGUGGAGCAGGCCUGCCACCAGCACAAGGAGAUGCUGGACGAUGCCACCUUUGAACUGGAGGGCUGCGAAGAGGAUUCGGACCUGCUGUGCAACAUCCCACCCAAGGCCGCCUUCCUCUUGUCCAUGCCCCUCAAGCACAUCGGUGUCACGCGCAUGAACAUCAACUCCCGGCGCUUCUCCCUCUGCUGAUGGGCUUCAUCUCACCUCCGGCUUGCUUGGGCUCCUGCAUGCUUCAGCCAGGGACGUGCCUCCUCGCCCGAGCACAGACUGCUGCAAUUAGCUGCUCGCACUGAAAAGUAGCUGCUCGCAUUGAAAAGCCUGGCCUGUGAUUUAGCUGAUGAGCUGGAGUUGCCACAGAGCUGGGAAUGGCUGGUUGGCUGGUGCAUCAGCCCUUCGAAAGAUGCAGGUGGCUGUGGAUUCACCUGUGGCAAGGGUUCUUGUCCUCGGGG